AUGUCCUUCAGCACCAACACCAACACCGACAUUUUGAUUGCAGGUGCAGCGGCCGCGUUUACCGUCGAUUUUCUCAUUUAUCCUCUAGACACGCUCAAGACGCGCAUACAAGCUCCGAACUACUCUAGACUCUACCUAGAUGCCGCGACACAAGCCAUCAAUCGGCCUGCACUCUUCCGGGGACUGUAUCAGGGCGUUGGCAGCGUCGUGAUUGCCACGUUACCUUCUUCAGGAGCCUUCUUCACAACGUACGAGGGCUUGAAGUCAUUCCUUGAUACCGCUGGCCCCAACAACGGCCCCUUCCUCCCGUGGCAACCCUUGAACCAUGCAAUCGCCUCGUCCGUCAGCGAACUCGUCGCCUGCGCCAUCCUCACCCCGUCCGAGGUCAUCAAACAAAAUGCGCAAAUGUACGACUCUGCGCGAGAUGGUGGAACCAGCGCCACGGCACAAACGCUUCGCAAAUUCCGCUCCAAUCCAUUCGGGCUCUGGCGGGGAUAUACGGCUUUAGCGGGGCGUAACCUCCCCUUCACCGCGAUGCAGUUCCCGAUCUUCGAGCAGACGAAGGAAGUCUUGAGGAGCUAUCGCGAUCAACAUGGAGCGAGGACACACACCAUCGCAGAGAGUGCUGUCAUCACGGCCAUUAGUGCAGGCAUCGCGGGCGGGAUUGCUGCUACGAUCACCACCCCAAUCGACGUGAUCAAGACUCGUAUCAUGCUCGCCGCCGGAGAAUCCGAAGCAAAGCCUAACAAUGGCGUAGUGGAUGCACUCGGCCACCAGCCAAAAGCGCGUUCGCAGUACUCCGGCUGGGCAAUCGGCCGUGAUAUCCUGGCAGAAGAAGGCGUACGCGGUCUAUGGCGGGGAGGCACACUACGCACCGUAUGGUCCACGCUGGGAAGCGCAUUAUACCUGGCUGUCUAUGAUAGCGGACGAGUAUGGUUGGCGAGACGUCGAGGGGAAGACCCCGGGGAAGACCUAUCAUAAAACCUACUAUAGUGCUACUAGAAUAAUCACUAGAUAUACCCACAAUCCGAUGUUUAGUACGGGCCGGUUCGUGACACAUCGGGUUACGACCUCGAGAUGUC
Punctularia strigosozonata HHB-11173 SS5 is the source of this 1082-nucleotide messenger RNA. Its product is annotated as mitochondrial carrier protein. The record is from RefSeq and is a predicted model, not a curated record. Gene Ontology annotation, cellular component: mitochondrial inner membrane. Lineage: Eukaryota; Fungi; Basidiomycota; Agaricomycetes; Corticiales; Punctulariaceae. Gene Ontology annotation, molecular function: S-adenosyl-L-methionine transmembrane transporter activity. The coding region runs from base 1 to 981 and encodes 326 amino acids. The transcript is spliced from 3 exons.